Ictalurus furcatus (blue catfish) is the source of this 1331-nucleotide messenger RNA. It is a transcript of the gene opn3, whose product is annotated as opsin 3. Gene Ontology annotation, biological process: visual perception; G protein-coupled receptor signaling pathway. NCBI's taxonomy places the organism in Eukaryota, Metazoa, Chordata, Actinopteri, Siluriformes, Ictaluridae. Gene Ontology annotation, cellular component: photoreceptor outer segment; membrane. The transcript is spliced from 4 exons. Bases 46 to 1179 code for a protein of 377 amino acids. The record is from RefSeq and is a predicted model, not a curated record. Gene Ontology annotation, molecular function: G protein-coupled receptor activity.
CAGCAGCCCGCGCAUCAGAAUGGCAGACGCUAAAUUACUCCUGCGAUGACCCCUCUUAACGACACCUCGCUGUUCCCCGUCGGCACGUACAAACUUCUCGCCUUUACUAUCGGAACCAUCGGCGUGCUGGGUUUUUGCAACAAUCUACUCGUUCUCGCACUUUAUUACAAGUUUAAGAGACUGCGGACGCCCACGAACUUACUGCUGGUGAACAUCAGUGUGAGCGACCUGCUGGUGUCGGUGCUCGGGACCAAUUUCACUUUGGUCUCGUGUCUAGAGCGAGGAUGGGUGUGGGACACCACCACGUGUGUGUGGGACGGAUUCAGCAACAGUCUGUUCGGUAUCGUGUCCAUCAUGAGCCUGUGUGCUCUGGCAUAUGAACGCUACAUUCGAGUGGUACAUGCAAAGGUCAUAGACUUCCCCUGGGCCUGGAGAGCCAUUACCCACAUCUGGCUCUACUCACUUGCAUGGACUGGUGCUCCUCUCCUGGGCUGGAACAGGUACACGCUGGAGAUCCACCAACUGGGCUGCUCUUUGGACUGGGCCUCUAAAGACCCCAAUGAUGCCUCCUUCAUCCUUUUCUUCCUCCUUGCCUGCUUCUUUGUUCCUGUGGGGAUCAUGGCCUACUGCUAUGGGAACAUUAUGUACACAGUGCACAUGUUGCACUCCAUUGAGGAUCUUCAGACAGUGCAAAUCAUUAAGGUCCUACGCUAUGAGAAGAAGUUGGCUGUCAUGUUUCUGCUGAUGAUUUUCUGUUAUCUACUGUGCUGGACUCCCUAUGCCGUGGUCUCCAUGCUGGUAGCUUUUGGCAAGCAGAAUGCUGUCUCACCCACUGUUGCCGUCAUCCCCUCAUUCUUCGCCAAGUCCAGCACAGCUUAUAACCCAAUUAUAUAUGGCUUCAUGAACAGGAAGUUUCGGCGUUGCAUGUUGCAAUUGCUGUGCUCCCAUCUAGCCCACCUGCAGUGCGGCAUUAAGGACCACCCCCUGACCUGUUCCAGCCAACCAGUACGUCCCAUUGUGAUGUCACAGAGCCGUGAUGACAGGCCUAAGAAAAGGGUGACUUUCAACUCCUCUUCCAUCAUUUUCAUCAUUGCCAGCAAUGACACAGACUCUCUGGACGUCAACUACAAAUGUAGGGCGUCAUCAGAGAUCAACAUGAUUCAAGUCCGGCCCCUUUAACAUAAAUACUCAUUUACAGUCACUUACUCUGCCCAUUGUCCUGGUUUAGUAGUUACUCUAUUGUCUUGUGUUGUUUACGCACAUUUGCCCAUGCACUAUAUGUAGAACGUGCAGGUCUUUUUUUAGUUCUGUGUCAUCACAUGUGGUUAGUG